Molecule: messenger RNA, 519 nt
Organism: Oncorhynchus nerka (sockeye salmon)
Lineage: Eukaryota; Metazoa; Chordata; Actinopteri; Salmoniformes; Salmonidae
Product: translocator protein-like
Exons: 3
Coding region: 1-519 (172 amino acids)
Cellular component (GO): mitochondrial outer membrane
Source: RefSeq, a predicted model, not a curated record
AUGUCGUGGCUGCCAAUGCUUUGCCUGACUGCCCUGCCUCAUCUAGGAGGGCUCUAUGGAGGUUACAUCACACGCAAGCAGGUGAAGACUUGGUACCCCACUCUCAACAAGCCGCCAUGGCGUCCACCCAAUUCUGCGUUGCCUAUAGUGUGGACUACCCUCUACACAGGCAUAGAGUGUCAGACAACAUACUCUGCUAGGUAUGGCUCCUACCUGGUGUGGAAGGAGUGUGGGGGGUUCACUGAGGAUGCUGUGGCACCUUUGGGACUCUACGCGUUGCAGCUGGCUCUCAACUGGGCCUGGACUCCCAUCUUCUUUGGUGCACACAAGUUGAAAAUGGCCCUCAUCAAGAUAGUGAUGCUGACUGGUGCUGUUGGAGCCACUAUGGCACCCUGGUAUCCGGUCAAUCGCACUACCAGCCUGCUCCUGACACCCUACCUGGCAUGGCUGUGCUUGGCCAUCUCCCUCAACUACUGCAUCUGGAGAGAGAACCCAGAUGAGGAUGGAAAGGAGGAGUAG